UAGGUGGCAGUAGAAUUAGAGGGAAUAAUUAGGACGGUGACUAAACCUGACAUUUUGUGAAGAGUGGAGAAGAGCAGCAACAGACAAUUCCGUCUAAUUCUUUUAUUACACACGGUUUUGAGACUGUGUUUGGGAAAAGAGAGUUGAGGUUUAUGUAGAAUACUUUCUCCUUUUUGUAAAAUAAGCACAUUGUUAAACAUAUGUAAAAUAUUAAAAACUACUUAGAAUAGAUUUUUAAAAUUCACACCCUCCUCCACUUACACCCCCCACCCCCCACAGUGUGCCUUUUCCAGUGCGUAAUUAGGGCAGGCAGGGACAUAUUUUAAUUCUUUCUCGAUCCUCGAGCCCCUAAUCAGAACUGGGCUGCCCCCUUGCGGUCUCUCCGGGUGUCUCCGCUUCAAUCAGCAAACAGUCCCAGAGCCCCUGUCCCCUUCUCCGCACUGUACUUUCAGGGCUACGGGGGGCAGCGAACAGCCCGUUCCGGACUCCGUGAAUUCCAGACUUCCCACCCUCCCUCCUUCCAAGCCUUUCGACUCUCCUCCAGGGAACAAAUAAAGGCGAUGAAGGUCCCGAUCUCUGGGUACUCCGGGAGCUGCUCUCCAGCCCCUGCUUCGGAACGUAUGGAUUCUCCGUCUAGCGUUUCUUCCUGUUCUUCCUAUUCUCUAUCUUCCUCUUUUUCCACCUCCCCAGUGAACAGUGACUUUGGUCUCCCCUCCGAUAGUGAGGAGGAGGACAAGGGGGCCCGUGGCCCCAGGCCAGACACUGUUGGGCAGAGGGGAGGCUCUCGGCCCCGACCUGGUCCUAUCCGCUGCAGGCACCGGCCCAAGGUUUCUGGCAACCAACGUACAACAUCUCGCCAGGAACAGCGGGGCUCGGCCUCUCCUAUGGCAGGAUCUGGGGUCAAAAGAUCAAGAGAUGGCGAAUUACAGACGACUGUAAACAUCCAGGGUUGUGUCACAGAAGGAGACCUGCUUUUUGCGCAGAAGUGUGAAGAGCUCCAAGGUUUCAUCCGCCCUCUCACAGACCUCCUGAAUGGGCUGAAGAUGGGUCGAUUUGAGAGAGGACUGAGCAGUUUCCAGCAGAGUGUGGCAAUGGACAGGAUCCAGCGUAUUGUGGGCGUUUUGCAGAAGCCACAGAUGGGGGAGCGUUACCUAGGAACCUUGCUCCAGGUGGAAGGGAUGUUGAGGACUUGGUUUCCUCACAUAACGGCUCAGAGGUCAUCACUCAGAGGUAGUGGCCGACAUGCGCGGACCAGGCAUUUUCCAAGCCACCACAAUUAUCCCGCUCCUUCCUCUCCGGCACCUCCCACGGGAAAGAUGGACAAGACCCAGUUGGGCCAUCUAGUGUUGAAAUCAAAGCAGCCUUGGCACCUCCCGGCGUGGCCAGCCAUGCACCUCACUUGGACCCACACCACUCCGAUUUGCAACCCGCCCCUUGGCUCCCCAGGUAGCCUUUCCCUUAGCCACAGGCCUUUAGGCACCGGAGCCAGCAUCGGGGUCCUACUCGUUGGACACCUUGUCGUCACGCCAGCCACUCCAGUUCUGCCUACUACAGCGUCUCCUGUCGUCCCUGGUGAUCCCAAGAAACUCCCUGGAGAGGGACCUCAUUGCCACAGUUUGCCAGUAACUCUGCUGUCAGACCAGAGCCGUACCCCAUCCCAUCCUGGUCUCCCCGCCGUGGCCAGAGCCAUGACCGUGGGGCCUCUCGCACAGAUGAGAAGCCAUCCUUCAGGUGCUCCCGAUGGCCAUUCUCUCAGUCCCUAAUCCAGGACUUGAGACUGUGGUUUCUAAUUUGUGUAAAUAUAGGUCUCUCUCAUAUAUAUUUUUACUUCUAAUGUGUGCAUUUGUGUUGAGGGAAGAGAAAACCUUUUUGAUUAAAGACAUUUUAUACUUAAAA
Messenger RNA from Hyaena hyaena (striped hyena), 1896 nucleotides. RefSeq names its product circadian associated repressor of transcription (gene CIART). Lineage: Eukaryota; Metazoa; Chordata; Mammalia; Carnivora; Hyaenidae. Bases 561 to 1763 code for a protein of 400 amino acids. Gene Ontology annotation, molecular function: RNA polymerase II cis-regulatory region sequence-specific DNA binding. The record is from RefSeq and is a predicted model, not a curated record. Gene Ontology annotation, biological process: negative regulation of DNA-templated transcription; circadian regulation of gene expression. Gene Ontology annotation, cellular component: nucleus. The transcript has 6 exons.